This is a messenger RNA of Thlaspi arvense, 1329 nucleotides long. The record is from the annotation of a GenBank genome assembly. NCBI's taxonomy places the organism in Eukaryota, Viridiplantae, Streptophyta, Magnoliopsida, Brassicales, Brassicaceae.
AUGGCUCCGCACUUAACCGACUUUAUUUCGGUUCACUUCGAUUUCGGGUUCUUAAAGUCCGGUUCGGCUGAAACUAAAAUUAAUUUCGGUUAUUUCUAUCUUAUUUGGUUGAUUCAGUUUCGUUAUUUCGGUCCAACUUGGUUAAGUCAGUUCAUCGUCAUCGUCGGAUUCUCGAUUCCUUUGAUCGUUAUUCUUUCUGGAUCGAGCUCAGAGAAAAGUGAGGAGGAAGAGAUAACUUUGAAGAGGAAAUCUCCAAGUGAGAAAAGAAGGUUGAAGAGACUAAUCAAUGGCGGAAGAUCUAGUUCUCGACACGGCGAUCAGAGACUGGGUUCUGAUCCCUCUCUCCGUCGUGAUGGUUCUCAUUGGUAUUCUUCGCUACUUCGUCUCCAAGCUCAUGCGUUCUUCUCCAACUCCCGAUGCGAAGAUGGUCAAAGAAGGGUGAGUCUUCUUUUUGCUCACUUAUCUGUAGAUUGCUUGUCAGGAUUAGCUGAUUUUGGAUUCUCAUGUGUUUGGUUUGCCAGACAAGUUGUAAUUAGGGCUCGGCAUCUAAAGGCCGGUGCCAAUUUUAUCCCGCCGAAAUCUUUCCGAGCUCGGAGAUUCUACUUCAGCAACGAGGAAAAUGGAUUGCUACAUGUUCCCAAGGACCAAGCUCAAAACCCUCAAGCGCAGAUGUUUUCUGAUCCUAACAUGGCCAUGGAUAUGAUGAAGAAAAAUCUGUCGAUGAUUAUACCGCAGACGCUCACUUUUGCUUGGGUCAACUUCUUCUUCUCUGGAUUUGUUGCAGCCAAGAUACCAUUUCCGCUGACUCAGAGGUUCAGGUCAAUGCUACAGAACGGGAUCGACUUGAGCACUGUCGAUGUUAGCUAUGUGAGCAGCCGUUCAUGGUACUUCUUGAACUUGUUCGGAUUAAGAGGCUUAUUUAGUCUCAUUCUUGGAGAUGAAAAUGCGAUUGAUGAUACACAACGAAUGAUGCAAAUGGGUGGAUUUGGUUUUGAUGCAUCAAAGAGCCUGAGCGCUGAGAAGGAUGGUCUCGACAUUAUCCAACAUGAAUGGGCGCUACCGCGAUUCGAGCACCGAGCAGAAUCCGUUUUGAGAAAACUCGUGAAGUAAGAGACGAGAGAUUUUAAUUUAUGUAUGAUUUGGUUUAAAUCUCUAGUGUUUACAAAUAUCAGAUGGUUCAAUCUACUUCAGUUCAGCUCUGGUUAUGAUAUGGUGCUUAUGAUCUGAUGCUGCAUAUGAAACCAAUAAAGCUUUUGAGAGAUUGUUUGUCCAAUAAGUUUUGCUUCCACUUUGCAAGUUAGAUUCAACAUACGGAAUUAUCUCAACCAC